Messenger RNA from Eimeria necatrix, 519 nucleotides. Its product is annotated as 20 kDa cyclophilin precursor, putative. The transcript has a single exon. Gene Ontology annotation, molecular function: peptidyl-prolyl cis-trans isomerase activity. The record is from RefSeq and is a predicted model, not a curated record. The coding region runs from base 1 to 519 and encodes 172 amino acids. Gene Ontology annotation, biological process: protein peptidyl-prolyl isomerization; protein folding. Lineage: Eukaryota; Apicomplexa; Conoidasida; Eucoccidiorida; Eimeriidae.
AUGCCGAACCCGCGGGUGUUUUUCGACGUGUCGAUCGGCGGAGGCGCCGCGCGGCGCAUCGUGAUGGAGUUGUUUGCAGAUGUGACUCCGAAGACCGCGGAGAACUUCCGGUGUCUGUGCACGGGGGAGAAGGGAGUGGGCCGCAGCGGGAAGCCGCUGCACUACAAGGGCUCCAGCUUCCACCGCAUCAUCCCCGAGUUCAUGCUGCAGGGCGGGGACUUCACGCGGGGCAACGGGACCGGCGGGGGGUCCAUUUACGGGGAGAAGUUCGCAGACGAGAACUUCAACCUCCGCCACGACCGCCCCUUCCUCCUCUCCAUGGCCAACGCCGGCCCCAACACCAACGGCUCCCAGUUCUUCAUCACCACCGUCGUCUGCGACUGGCUCAACGGCAAGCACUGCGUCUUUGGCCAGGUGACUGAGGGGCAGGACGUGGUGAAGGCCAUCGAGCAGGUGGGCACGACCAGCGGCAAGCCCAAGCAGCAGGUCACCAUAGUCGACUGUGGCCAGCUCUCCUGA